AAUAUGUCGUGCUCUGCCUACCCUUGUUCCCUCCUUUUCAAAAUAGUUAUCCUUUGAUAAAUUAGUUGGGACAUAAGAACAAUGCCUACCGUGCCUGCGCGCAGUUUCGCUACUCAGCGGCUACAUGUCGGCCAAUCGAUAAAGGUCAUUAAUUCAUUUGGCUCCCAGGUUGUUGACUUCUGGGCUUUUUCGAUCCCAUCGACCCCUUCCUUCCCGCACUAUAUGUCCAUGACUCAUACUCGUUCAACGUUGCAUAAAUUCCUCCCCUCGCUGCAGGAGUCCUUCCUCGACAACCGGAGAAAUCCUAUCCUGACAAUCGUGGAAGACAUAUCUCCAGGAAUUCACGAUGUUCUUUAUGCCGCCUGCUCCCCAGAGCGCUAUCUACAACUAGGCGCCUCUGCAGAACACGACAACUGUGCGACCAACCUUUUCAACGCUGCAAAAAGCAUAACAGAUCCAUCGUUCCAGUACCUUGUGGAGUUCCUCGGGCAAGGCUGGAUGCCUGAUCCACUGAAUCUCUUCAUGAAAGUAGCUGUCAACAAGAACGAGUUGACGUGUUUAGACCCGGAGAGCAAACCAGGGGAUUUCAUCACUUUGAAGGCGGAGCAGGAUUGUGUCGUCAUAAUGAGUGCCUGUCCCAUGGACUUGAGCGCUUGUAACGGGGGUCAACCUACUAGUGUGGAGUUCCAAGUUCUUUGAAUCUGGAACACAAGGCGAAUGUGAUACUUUUGUGCAUUCCAGAAACAAUCUUUGGGCGGCACUCUGGAAUGUCAACAUGGACUGGUUUAGUAAGAGGUCGUGAUAGUUUGUUUGUUCUUUUCUUUCUAGAAAAGCCGCAGAGCUCAUUGAUAAGUACCUCAUUCCGGGCCAUACACGUUUGAAACACAAGGGCAAGUGAACUGCUACAUCUACACCUCCCAUUAAUACUUGGUAUCAUUAGUUAGGUUCUGUGUACACUGUUAAGUGGACAGUAUUUAUGUAUCCAAACCAAAAGUUCAACAUAUUCAUGUAGAUAGACGUAGAUGGUCAGUCUGGUUGGAAAAUAACCCUGGCGUAUCUGGGUUCUGGUGUUGGCCUCCGGCAUUGAAUAUCUUCUGGCAAAAUUCAAAACGCAUCCACUGAGGUUCAAUGUUCAGGACCUCGUUGGACUUGUCAAUAUACUGGAUGUGAGGACUCUGCACAGGUUUCAUUGAUAUCGAACUCGUUAUCUGGGAUAACAAUCAUGUCGUGGUGCCUCUCAUUACGAAGACUCCGUCACUCCAAAGCGGCGAAGCUAAUGGCAUAAUCUGUAUGAAACUCAAGGACGAUAUGAAUAUGAUGCAAUGUAGGACGUUUGGGUCUCUUCAGAGUCGAUUAGCUACUAGUAGACUGC
Molecule: messenger RNA, 1372 nt
Organism: Aspergillus pseudotamarii
Lineage: Eukaryota; Fungi; Ascomycota; Eurotiomycetes; Eurotiales; Aspergillaceae
Exons: 1
Coding region: 82-699 (205 amino acids)
Source: RefSeq, a predicted model, not a curated record